AUGGAAUCUUUACGGAAACGUUUUAAGAUGGAACUAGUUUCAUGUCCAAACAGAUUGCAAAAACUUCUGAAUAAACAAACAUUUAAACAUUGCACUACAUACAGCGAAAAUCUAGCUGCCGUUUCGCUGGAAAAUAAAAUUAUCGAGUUCUGCAAACCGAUAUACAUAGGUUUCGCAGUACUAGACAUAAGUAAGACGCUGAUGUACGACUAUCACUAUAACGUAAUGCAGAAACAUUAUGGCGACAAAAUCGAGCUCAUGUAUACAGAUACAGAUUCUUUAGUAUAUUAUAUCCAGACCGACGACUUUUACAAUGACCUGGUGAAUAAUUCUAACUUGAUUGACCGAAUGGACACAGCAAAUCUACCCCGGGACCAUCCGUGUUACAUUGCUGAGAGAAAAAAGAUUCCCGGACUAUUUUCUGAUGAAACCGAUGGACGUAUUAUGAGAGAGUUUAUAGCACUCCGAGCAAAAUCAUAUGCUUACAUUUUAGAAGACAAGGAGAAAAUUAAGGCAAAAGGUGUCCGAGGGCACGUAGUUAAAAAUCAUAUGACUUUCAAGGAUCAUUUCGAUUGCCUUUUCGCCGAUGACGAAAAAGAGAGCUCUAAACUGUGUAGGGAAAAUAUCUCUAUCAGAUCAUUCAACCAUCAGAUUAAAACCAUCAAAUCCAACAAAUUAUGCUUCAACCGACAAGAUGAUAAACGGAUAGCACGAUCCGAUAGAAUACAUACCUACGCCCACGGACAUUUUAAAAUUAACUGUUAA
Molecule: messenger RNA, 765 nt
Organism: Myzus persicae (green peach aphid)
Lineage: Eukaryota; Metazoa; Arthropoda; Insecta; Hemiptera; Aphididae
Exons: 3
Coding region: 1-765 (254 amino acids)
Source: RefSeq, a predicted model, not a curated record